AUGAAAGUCUACUAUUGGUAUGUCGGCCUGGAGCUUUUCGAAGGGCUCGCUGGCUGCGACUCAGAUGGAACGCUCGUUUACCUAUCUUUGGGCCAAUGGCAAUUUUUGGUUGACGUUGUCAAACGAGACUUUCUUCCCGUCAAAAGAAACCAUGAGCUUUUGGCGGGCCAUCCUGACAAACAGAGCGACGGAACAAAAGAAACGCUCGCGCUUCUUCUGGAGAUCUUGGGCAACCCGGCAAACAUCGAUCGAAUCGGACGUAAAAUCCGGCUCCGCUACAUUUUUGGAACGCUGUUCCAGCGCAAAGUGUGGGACACUUUAAUGACUAUAAAAAUGGGCGAAACCCUAACUUACAGCGAGGUGGCCGCCCGGGCGGGCGGGAAAAAGGGCGCGUCGCGCGCCGCCGGCCAUGCAUGUGGCGCCAACAGAAUUGCCCUUUUGGUUCCGUGCCACCGCGUGGUUUCGAGCGCGGGAGCAUUGACCGGUUACCGGUGGGGCAUAGACGUAAAGCGGCAGCUUCUCGAUACCGAGCGGCAGGCUGCAAAAAAAGGACUAUAG
Messenger RNA from Clavispora lusitaniae ATCC 42720, 558 nucleotides. RefSeq names its product methylated-DNA--protein-cysteine methyltransferase. Gene Ontology annotation, molecular function: methylated-DNA-[protein]-cysteine S-methyltransferase activity. Lineage: Eukaryota; Fungi; Ascomycota; Pichiomycetes; Serinales; Metschnikowiaceae. The record is from RefSeq and is a predicted model, not a curated record. Gene Ontology annotation, biological process: DNA repair.